Messenger RNA from Cuscuta campestris, 1817 nucleotides. The record is from the annotation of a GenBank genome assembly. NCBI's taxonomy places the organism in Eukaryota, Viridiplantae, Streptophyta, Magnoliopsida, Solanales, Convolvulaceae.
CUUUGAGUCGCCAUUUGCUCUCCAAAAACUCUCCCAAAGUGUUAGUAAGAACUAAGAACACUCACUCUCAGUCCACAGUCAACCAGAUCUACUGCGAAACUCAGUUUUGCUUCGAAGCUCGGCCGGAGCUCCGCCCGGUGGAGCCUAUAACGGCACAACUAGACAAUUGUCCGCCGUUGAUCCCUCAAGGGCGCGUUAAUGGGUAGCAAGACAUCGAUCAAGUGGCCUAAGGAAAUCACAACAGGACUGGUCGAGCAGUUGAUCAAAGCCGAAAAAGACAUUCACAAAGCCGUUCUGAUAUUCGACGCUGCAACCGCGGAGUACAGCAAUGGCUUCCGCCACGACCAUACCACUUUUCGCACUAUAAUCCAACGGUUGCUUUCUGCAAACCGGUUCGCGUCCGCCGAGGAAAUGCUAGCCAGAAUGGUGAAGGAGAAGUGUAAGGUUACAGAGGAUGUGCUGCUCUCCUUGUACAGAGCAUAUGGCAGGGUUCACAAACCACUUGAUGUGGUAAGAGUUUUCCAGAACAUGAAGGAUUCUUACCAUUGCGAACCUACCCAGAAGUCCUACAUCACGGUUUUUUCCAUUCUUGUGAAUGAAAACAGGUUGAAUACGGCUUUUAAGUUUUACCGUUACAUGAGGGAAAAUGGCGUCCCACCAAACACUGCAUCACUCAACAUUCUCAUCAAAGCACUUUGCAAGAACGAAAAAACGUUGGGUUCUGCUUUUCGUAUAUUCCGUGAGAUGUCUAAGCAUGGGUGCAGUCCAGAUUCGUUCACUUAUGGAACCAUGAUUAGUGGGCUUUGUAAUCUAGGGAGGAUUCUUGAAGCAAAAGAGCUUUUCGUGGAGAUGGAAGCGAAAGGAUGCUUACCUACUGUCAUAACCUAUACCACUAUGAUUCAUGGUCUCUGUCUGUGUAAUGAUUUGGAUGGAGCCGUGAGAUUGCUUGAAGUUAUGAGAACAAAACAUGUCGAUCCUAAUGUGUUCACUUACAGUUGUCUCAUGGAUGGUCUCUGCAAGAAUGGACGCUCUUUAGAAUCCAUGGAGCUGAUGGAGAAGAUGAUCAGCGAACACAAGGUGCCAAAUAUAAUAACUUACAGCACCUUAAUCCACGGACUAUGCAGAGAAGGCAAGCUUCGCGAAGCAUUGGAGAUUUUUGACAGAAUGAAGCUUCAGGGAUUGCAACCCGACGCGGGGUUGUACUGGAAUUUGAUAAGUCUAUUUUGCGAGAGUAACAAGUUCCAGGAAGCAGCUAACUAUCUAGAUGAGAUGGUUCUUGGUAGGGUCACUCCGAAUCGGGUAACUUGGGCCCUUCAUGUGAAGAUGCACAACACAUUGGUCCAAGGACUAGUUGCCCAUGGUGGGAAUGAUCCGAGACGGGCUUUUCAAUUGUAUUUGAGCAUGAGGAGCAGAGGAAUCUCAGUUGAGGAGAAGACGUUUGAAGUUCUUGUUGCUUGCUUUUGUGAGAAGGGAGAUCUGCACAAGACUUGUCGUAUCGUGGAGGAGAUGGCAAUUGAUGGAUGCAUACCUGGGAAAGGAGUAUGGAGUGCUGUUUUGGCCUCUUUUUGGGACAGGAAGAAGGUGAGGGAAGCUACUGAGUUGCUACACUCUCAGCUGACUGCUGAACUUAUGGAGUGUUAGCCCGGAGUGUGUGUCUGAACAUGGCCGUUCGUUCAUUUAACACUAUUGAUGACAUCGUUGUGUCUAUGCUGAUACAUACAAAUAACAAUGACUGUGUGUGAGAGACACUGUGGUGUCAUCAAAUGGUGUCAUUGUAGCUUGACCCUUCGAGCUUAAGGCCGUAGUUUACCAUUCCU